AUGGCCCGCUCAGCGGAGCUUACAUCCGCCAUACGUGAGCGUAUAUGCGAGCUCCACGCUAUUAAAUGGGGAUAUAAACGUAUUCAAAAGCGUUAUCCCUAUAUCCCACUAUCUACAAUUCGAUAUACAAUUAAGAAGGAGCAUGAACGACGAGAAGGUGUCUCUAAGGCACGCUCUGGUCGGCCAAAAAAGCUCUCUGACGCAGAGAAAGACCGAAUUCUCGAGGCUAUUCAUGGUAAUCCAAGAAUUACACGUGAAGAUCUACUCGCUGAGGUUGACCAUAAGGUGAAAAUUCGUUCGAUUCAACGCCUUCUAAACGCUGAGAACCUCCGGAAGUGGCGCUGUAGUUGGCGACCAUACUUAACUGAGGAGAAUGCCACGAAACGACUUCGAUGGGCCUACCGAUAUCGACACUUUACGCCUGAGGAUUGGGCCCGAGUUUUCUGGUCUGAUGAGUGUACGGUUGAACGUGGAAUUGGUGUCCGCCGGGAGUGGACUUUUACUCGUCCAAGAGACUAA
Molecule: messenger RNA, 519 nt
Organism: Penicillium longicatenatum
Lineage: Eukaryota; Fungi; Ascomycota; Eurotiomycetes; Eurotiales; Aspergillaceae
Exons: 1
Coding region: 1-519 (172 amino acids)
Biological process (GO): DNA integration; DNA transposition
Molecular function (GO): DNA binding
Source: RefSeq, a predicted model, not a curated record